AUGAGAAUCUAUCAAUGUCACUUCUGCUCAUCGCCGGUUUAUCCAGGUCACGGUAUCAUGUUUGUUAGAAACGAUGCUAAAGAAUUCAGAUUCUGUCGUUCCAAGUGUCACAAGUCAUUCAAGCAACGUCGUAACCCACGUAAGUUGAAGUGGACUAAAGCUUUCAGAAAGGCUGCCGGUAAAGAAUUGGCUGUUGACUCUACAUUGACGUUUGCUCAAAGAAGAAACGUUCCAGUCAGAUAUAACAGAGAACUAGUAGCUACUACAUUGAAGGCUAUGGCUAGAAUUGAAGAGAUCAGAAAGAAACGUGAGAGAGCCUUCUACAAGAACAGAAUGAGAGGUAAUAAGGAGAGAGACUUCUUAAGAGAUAAGAAGUUGGUCGAAUCUAACCCAGAACUAUUAAGAAUUAGAGAUAUCGAAAUUGCAAAUGUUCUUGCUAAGGAACAAGCAAGAGAAGAGAUGGCAGAAGAAGAAUCAGAGGAGGAAGAAGAAGAUAUGGAAAUCGACAGCGAAGAAGAAGAUAUGGAAAUCGACAGCGAAGAAGAAGAAGAGGAAGAACAACAAAAACAAAAGAUAAUGUUGAAGAACAGAAAGAGAAACUCAAAGAAGAUCGCAUUCUAA
Maudiozyma barnettii is the source of this 621-nucleotide messenger RNA. RefSeq names its product ATPase-activating ribosome biosynthesis protein (gene RLP24). Gene Ontology annotation, cellular component: nucleolus. Lineage: Eukaryota; Fungi; Ascomycota; Saccharomycetes; Saccharomycetales; Saccharomycetaceae. The coding region runs from base 1 to 621 and encodes 206 amino acids. Gene Ontology annotation, biological process: ribosomal large subunit biogenesis. The transcript has a single exon. The record is from RefSeq and is a predicted model, not a curated record.